GUACUCCAAUCUCAGUCUUCCUCAUCGGUUUUCAAUUCCAUUGUCACAGUGAGACUGAGCGCCGCGUUCUCUCCAAUUCGGCGGCAAAACAAUACCGGUCGACGAGAGCUGUGGAAGUAAAUCAAUGGCAGGCCAAGCUGCAAAGUCGGUGGCAAAGGCAAUUGGGGAGUACCAGUACCCAUGGCGCGAGAAGUUGGUAAAAUACAAGACUGAGCUAUCCAAGGGUGUGUGGGGUUAUUGGCAUCUAGGGGCCUGGAAGGCAUCUGGAAUUAGUGCUCGUCAUCGAGCUAGACUUCGGAAGGAAGUCCUACUUGCAGGACAGGAUUGGCCAUAUGAUCCGGAGAGGAAAGAAAUGAGGACCAAGAGGAAGGGGCACAAAGUUGAUAGGAUAGCUGCCGAGAAACGUGAAAACACUGCCAGGUUGAUGGAGAAGAUGCCCGACAUGUUGCUUCAAUACAAGAAGCGCAGAUGGGAGAAGAAGAUGAAGGAAGAAGACAAGGGCAAGCCCUGAUCUCGUGACAGACGCUACUUUCCGUUGAAGUCCAUCCUCCUAAUAACUACUCCAAAGAUAUGUUUGAAUCAUCAGAGAUCAGACGACAAACAAUUUAGCUUCUAUUUUGCAUUUUAUUCCCAUGUACUCUUAAGCAGAACAUGUACAUCUUUCUUGUGGUCAAUUGUGUUACAGAGAACUACAAACUUCAAUCACUCUCGACUUUUGCGAAUCCGCAACAAGUUUUCACU
This is a messenger RNA of Fragaria vesca subsp. vesca, 741 nucleotides long. RefSeq lists its product as uncharacterized. Lineage: Eukaryota; Viridiplantae; Streptophyta; Magnoliopsida; Rosales; Rosaceae. The transcript is spliced from 2 exons. The record is from RefSeq and is a predicted model, not a curated record. The coding region runs from base 125 to 511 and encodes 128 amino acids.